AUGCACCUCCUGAAGCUUCCGAAGAAUGUAAGGGGCGGUUGCCAAUCUUCUUCUUAUGGCCUUCAUGUAGAGCCCAUGGAUCUUGGAUCUGGAAACUGGUCUCGUGGGGCUGAACCGUCUGUGACGGGCAACAAGCAAGCUAGAUCCAAAGCUGGUGGAUCCAUUGGUACCCGAUCCGUUGCUAAGAUGCAACAAGCACUGCGUGCGCUGUUCCCUGAAAGACUGCAUAUGUGUGGAAGGCAGGAGACUGCCUCUUUGGGCUAG
This is a messenger RNA of Podospora pseudopauciseta, 264 nucleotides long. RefSeq lists its product as uncharacterized. NCBI's taxonomy places the organism in Eukaryota, Fungi, Ascomycota, Sordariomycetes, Sordariales, Podosporaceae. Bases 1 to 264 code for a protein of 87 amino acids. The record is from RefSeq and is a predicted model, not a curated record. The transcript is spliced from 3 exons.